Molecule: messenger RNA, 2042 nt
Organism: Aegilops tauschii subsp. strangulata
Lineage: Eukaryota; Viridiplantae; Streptophyta; Magnoliopsida; Poales; Poaceae
Product: neutral/alkaline invertase 3, chloroplastic
Biological process (GO): sucrose catabolic process
Cellular component (GO): chloroplast
Molecular function (GO): endo-alpha-N-acetylgalactosaminidase activity; sucrose alpha-glucosidase activity
Source: RefSeq, a predicted model, not a curated record
GCUUCGCCCACUCGAACGCUUUGUUUGCAUCCCCCUCGUGCCCGCCGCACAGCCAAUCAAUCCCGUCAGUUUCGCUUUUGCAAGCGGCUCAACGCAGGUUCGAUUCGACGGCUCCUCCGAGCGCAUGGGGAUCGCACAGGCUGCCGCCCCGCUGCGCCUGCAUCUUGGAUGCUCCGGCGCGGCGCCCCCGCGGCCCACCUCCCUCAGGGUCGGGGUCGGAUUCGGAUCCCAUGCGAGGAGGAAGGGCGGGAGGCGGCGGAACCCUCCCCGCGCCGCCAGCUCGCUGCAUCCCAGCAGCAACCCGAGGGCGCACGACCAUGAGCCCGCCCUCAAGCCUCCCGCUCCCGCUCCCGCCGUCGAUGUCGCCGGGAGGGACUUGAACGGCGCCGCCGACCACGCGCCGCAGCAGAGGCGGCGCGCGGCGAGCGACCUGGAGGAGGAGGCGUGGGCGCUCCUCCGGGAGUCGGUGGUCAGCUACUGCGGCAGCCCCGUGGGCACCAUCGCCGCCUGCGACCCCAACGACUCCAGCCCGCUCAACUACGACCAGGUCUUCAUCCGGGACUUCGUGCCCUCGGGCAUCGCCUUCCUGCUCAAGGGGGAGUACGACAUCGUCCGCAACUUCAUCCUGCACACGCUCCAGCUCCAGAGCUGGGAGAAAACCAUGGACUGCCACAGUCCAGGGCAAGGCUUGAUGCCAGCUAGUUUCAAGGUGCGUGUCGUUCCGCUUGAAGGUGAUGAAGAGGGCGCAACUGAGGAAGUCCUGGAUCCUGAUUUUGGGGAGGCUGCUAUAGGCCGUGUGGCACCAGUUGAUUCAGGUCUAUGGUGGAUCAUAUUACUGAGGGCAUAUGGAAAAUGUUCAGGAGACCUUUCAUUUCACGAGAGAAUCGAUGUCCAGACUGGAAUAAAAUUGAUCUUGAAGCUCUGCUUAGCUGAUGGGUUUGACAUGUUCCCCACAUUGUUAGUCACUGAUGGAUCCUGCAUGAUGGAUCGUCGAAUGGGUAUCCAUGGACACCCACUGGAGAUUCAGUCACUGUUCUAUUCAGCCCUCUUGUGUGCACGUGAGAUGCUUACCCCAGAAGAUGGAUCUGCUGACUUGAUCCGUGCCCUAAAUAACAGGCUUAUGGCGCUCUCUUUUCAUAUUAGGGAAUAUUACUGGCUUGACAAGAGAAAGCUAAAUGAGAUAUAUCGAUACAAAACAGAAGAAUAUUCUUAUGAUGCUGUCAACAAGUUUAACAUAUAUCCUGAUCAGAUUCCUCCGUGGCUAGUUGAAUGGAUCCCUCCGGAAGGGGGUUACUUAAUUGGAAACCUGCAACCAGCUCACAUGGAUUUCCGAUUCUUUUCUCUGGGGAACUUGUGGUCUAUAGUAAGCAGUUUGGCAACAACCCGUCAAUCCCAUGCUAUUCUGGAUCUAGUUGAAGCCAAAUGGUCUGAUCUAGUGGCAGAAAUGCCAUUGAAGAUAUGUUAUCCUGCUCUCGAGGAUCAAGAGUGGAAAUACAUUACAGGGAGCGACCCUAAAAACACGCCUUGGUCAUACCAUAAUGCAGGUUCCUGGCCAACAUUGUUGUGGCAGCUCACGGUGGCAUGUAUCAAGAUGAACCGGCCUGAGAUUGCAGCAAGAGCCGUGGAGGUGGCUGAGAGGCGUAUUUCCACGGAUAAAUGGCCUGAAUACUACGAUACUAAGCGUGGGCGGUUCAUCGGCAAACAAGCUCGACUAUUCCAAACGUGGUCCAUUGCGGGCUUCCUUGUGGCCAAGCUGCUGCUCGAAAACCCUGAAAAGUCUAGAAUACUCUGUAACAACGAAGACGAGGAAUUUGCUAAUGCUUUUAAUCUCAUGGCUGAUUCAUGCAACCCGAACAGGAAGCGUGGCAGGAAAGCCCCGAAGAAGACCUACAUUGUGUAAGUCUAACAGCAGCUCCAAUGUUAGGGGGGUUCAUAGAUGUAGCGGUGUUUAGUUUUUUGUGCGAAUCGCACAUAUACCUCCAGGAUUUGUACAUACCACAGUGAACUUGUCUAGAGGAAAUGCCCACUUUGAGACGCUGUCA